Molecule: messenger RNA, 1865 nt
Organism: Ictalurus punctatus (channel catfish)
Lineage: Eukaryota; Metazoa; Chordata; Actinopteri; Siluriformes; Ictaluridae
Gene: apool
Product: apolipoprotein O-like
Exons: 9
Coding region: 114-1181 (355 amino acids)
Biological process (GO): cristae formation
Cellular component (GO): MICOS complex
Source: RefSeq, a predicted model, not a curated record
UUUCUGUAAUUUAAAGGCACCCGGGAUUUUUGUUUCGCGUUUUUUGCUCUGACCCGUGCUGACCCCUCCGGGCCUCCGUACAGACACUGAGCGCGUGAGGGGGCGGAGGCGACAUGGCGGCCAAGGUGGUGAAGUUGGCAGCGGUACCGGCUGCUUUGGGUUUGGCCUCGUUCCGAGUUUAUGCCGUGACCGAGGAAAAGACGCAGGAGCAGAUUUCACCACGAGAGUUGUGUAUCUACAGCGCAGAGCCUCCAGCACUGCGCUGUGCAGAGGAGAAACCGGGACACCUGCAGACAGGCUUCGGGCUGAUGAGGGCGGGACUUCAGCCUUACGUCAGAGCCGUGCAGAACGCUUGCACCUCAAUCAAAGUCAGCACCAUUUCUUUAUACCGAGCGGGACAAGACACGUAUCAUUUCCUGAGGGACCCGCCCCCUGGCUUCCUGCCCAGAGUUGGCGUAAUCACUGUGUCCGGAUUGGCUGGCCUCAUCCUGGCACGCAAGGGCUCUCGACUCAGGAGAAUAGCCGUUCCUCUGGCGCUGAUAACGGUUGGCACGGCUGUGUGCUACCCCACGUAUACUGUUGGAGUUGCGAAGGUGACAGGAAAAAGAGUGUACGCUGCCGGUUCUUCGGUUGCCUCCGCACUCAAAUCCAAACCCAAAGAGGAAGGCAUUGUUCCUGACACAAGCCUGAAGCAUGCAGCAGAAGUUGCCCCUGUGCCAGAGGUUUCCCCAACUGUAGAUGCUGUCACAGAAAUUACCCCUGCUUCUCCAGCUGUGGAUCUUGCCCAGGCAGAGGUUGUUCCUCUUACCACUGUGCCUGACUUGGCACCAAAGGAAGUUAUUCCAUCAGAUGUUGUCUUGGGUGUAGAGAUUCCACCUGUACACACAGGUGUAGAACUUGCCCCACAAGAAGAGACAACUACCCCUGUCUCUGGGGAUGUUGCCCUUGAAGCAGUUACAUAUGUGUCUGAGGCCGUUCCAACAGAGAAAACACCUGUUGCAGAGUCUAGUUCUGUGUCUGAGGAUUCACCAGCUGCAGAGGAAGCUGUACCCCCCACCGCUCCAGAGAUCACAAACGGACCUCCAAUCAAAGAGAAGCCGCAGUUUGUUCCUGACCCGUCAUUGUUGGAUCACGGACAGGCUCAUCCCGAAGAUGCCGACUUGUACAGCACCCGGGGAUAAACGGAAAACCAAGUGAACCAGCGAAUGAGUAUGAGAAUGGAUUGGGUGUGGAGGGCAAGGAGGAAGGAUUAUGGGUUUAUGGUUUAAGACGUACCACAAGUAUUCUUGCCAUCGUCUUUUAACCUCAAAAAGACACAACGUGAAUCCAGAGUUGUCCGCUUGUAAGACAGCACAGUCGACUCGGCAACACUUUCUUUGAUGCCAAAUAAUUAAGAUACCUCGUUUAAACAAAAUAAGAACGUAAUAGAAGAUCGGAAAACCUGUCCGAUGUGAAUCUUUUAAAAGUAUGCAUUUCAAACAGUUGCAUCUUUAUACACACACACACACACACACUUCUCCGACCUCGUCCACAUCGAGUAGAAAUCGAGCCAUUGCUGUUUAAUAGUGUGAAUACCUCAUAUUUAAAAAAAAAAAAAAAAAAAAAAAAAACGGGCAACAAAACUGACCUCGGUACCUUUUUUGAUUCCCCAAACAGAAUGUGAAGAUUACUCUUUGGAACUGAACCGUUUCGGGGCGAUGUUUUUCGCUUCACUUUGUCGGUUGAAGGGCAGUAAGAUGUCUGCCGUAUGAACUCUGAACCAUUACCCCCACCCCGCCCGAAUCAGCAGAUUUUGCAUAUCGAGGUGAUUUUGUUGUCAGUUAAGAAAUGAAUGAAUGAAUAAAUAAAUAAAUUUGUUAAAAAUG